Drosophila innubila is the source of this 2570-nucleotide messenger RNA. RefSeq names its product cell division cycle protein 23 homolog. The coding region runs from base 135 to 2285 and encodes 716 amino acids. The record is from RefSeq and is a predicted model, not a curated record. Gene Ontology annotation, biological process: cell division. NCBI's taxonomy places the organism in Eukaryota, Metazoa, Arthropoda, Insecta, Diptera, Drosophilidae. Gene Ontology annotation, molecular function: protein binding. The transcript has 3 exons. Gene Ontology annotation, cellular component: anaphase-promoting complex.
GUGACAGCUCUAUUUCUUAUUCGAUAUAUUGUAAAACCGGCAAUUGCAUUACAUUUUUGUUAGCGCGUUCAAAGGCGAAUUUAUAAGUGAAAUUUAUUAACUCCAAUUGUAGGAUAUAACGGAAGGAGAGCAUAAUGCCGGAGCUAUUCAGCGUGCAGCUGUCGGAUGUAAAGAAGGAGUUGCGUCGCGGUAUCAUUGAGUGCUCGAAGCGCGGUUUGUUGCACAGCACCAAAUGGCUGGCGGAGAUGCAUCACGGAUUAGGCGAUGUUCACAUCGACAAUGCGGCGCCAGAUGACGAUCGUUCGUUUAGCGAGUGCCAACUGGAGGGUAUUGCACCCGCCGAAUACAGUGAUUACUUUCUAGCCAAGAGCUAUUAUGAUGUGCGUGAAUACGAUAGAGCUGCACAUGCCGUAAGGAACUGUGAAUCGGAUGUGCCGCGUUUUCUGCAUCUCUAUUCUACGUACAUGGCACGGGAGAAGCGACGCCUUGACUCCACCACAGAUCAAGCGAAUCUCAAUGAGCCGAAUCAAAUGCGCGAUUUGACGGAUCUGCUGGCUACACUGCGAUCAGAAUACGGACGCAGUCGCUUAGAUGGCUAUGGCAUCUAUCUGUAUGGUGUGGUGCUCAAAGCCUUGAAUCUCAAUCAGGCUGCCGAGCAAAUGCUCUUGAAUGCCAUUAGUCUGGUGCCCAUGCUGUGGAGUGCUUAUCUGGAGCUAUCUCCGCUUAUAAUGGAAAAGAAGAAGCUGCUCAGCCUGCAAUUGGGCAAACACUGGAUGCGUCACUUCUUUAUGGCACACACCUAUCUGGAGUUAUAUCUAAACGAUGAUGGUCUUAAGAUAUUCGAGGAUCUGCAAACGGCGGGAUUCAGCAAGAGCAUCUACAUAACAGCCCAAAUGGCAUUGGUUUAUCACAACAAACGAGAUGUGGACAAAGCCAUUGAGCUGUUUCAGGCGUUACUUGAGAACGAUCCAUAUCGCCUGGAUAAUGUGGAUACUUAUUCCAAUUUGCUGUUUGUCAAGGAAAUGAAAACCGAAAUGGCCCAAUUGGCCCACAAGGCUGUUAGCAUUAACAAGUAUCGACCGGAGACCUGUUGUGUCAUUGGCAACUAUUACAGCAUACGUUGUGAUCAUCAGGUGGCAAUUUCGUAUUUCCAGCGGGCAUUGAAACUCAAUCCCAAAUAUUUGGCUGCAUGGACGCUGAUGGGACAUGAGUUUAUGGAGCUAAAAAACACAAAUGCGGCCAUACAAAGCUAUCGCAAAGCGGUGGAGGUCAACAAGCGAGACUAUCGUGCCUGGUAUGGCCUGGGACAGGCCUAUGAGAUUAUUAAAAUGCACUAUUACAGUUUGUAUUACUUUAAAAUUGCCCAUCAAUUGCGUCCGUACGAUUCGCGCAUGUUGGUGGCACUGGGUGAGACAUACGAGAAGCUGGAGAAGUGCGAGAAUGCGGUGAAAUGCUAUUGGAAGGCAUGUGAUGUUGGUGAUAUUGAAGGCAUUGCCAUGUACAAGCUGGCCACCUUGCAUGAGAAGCUGGGCGACCAUGAGACGGCCGUCCAUUGUUACAUGAUUUACUGUGAGGAUGAACGCGCUGCCACCGAUAAGCAGAGUCUCUAUCAAGGAUUCAUAACGCUGGCCAACUAUUAUGAGAAGAAGGGCGACUUCGAACGUGCUGCCUGUUAUGCCUACAAGUGUCUGGAUUCGGAUGAUCGCAAAAACGAAGCUAAGGCGUUGCUGAAGACAAUCGACUGGAAGCGCAACUCCGAGGGCCAAAAGAAAUCGAAGACUGCAACAACAACGGUGGCGAAUGCCGAAACCAGCUCCGAGGAUGAAAUGGAAUGGGAGCAAUUGGAUGUGCGUGUACGUGUGCCACUUACCACAAUAGCAGAUGGUGGCAAGACGACAACAGCGACAACCACAACGACUGCCACCUCAACAGCGACAACAAGUUCAUCGUCAUCCUCUGGCAACGCAUCUGGCUCGACAGGUUCACGACAACCUCGAUCAGUGGCCGAGAGAGUGCGUCGAACGCAGUCGGGUCAAAGGAGUCACACAGCUCCAGCGGCAAACAGCACGGCAACAACAAUAGCAGCGACGACGGCAGCAACAACAAUCAGUGUGGAUGCGCCUGCCACAAGCAGCACAUCAGAUGCAGCAGCUGUUGUGGCAGCAGUUACCGCUGCCUUGGAUGAAACAACAACCUCAGCGGCGGAAAUAACGCCAACAGGCUCCGAGCAGCAGGCAAACAACGAUGGCAGCUCCAUGGAGAUAUCUAGCGUAUCCAUCGACUAGGUAAAUGAGCAGAAAUUUUAAAAUUGAAAGCAUUACUCAUAUGUUAUUUGUAAAUUGUAUUGAAAAAUGAAUUCAUGAAUUAAGCUAAAGUGCAACUUAAACAGCAUUAAAUCUUUAACUUAAACAAAUCAUCGUGAUCCUCCAUUGGAAAACAGGUCCUAUACAUUUGUAUUUGUUAAAAACAAGGGUUGUGAGUUUUCAAAAAUCACACACGAAAAAAAAACAUGUGAAUGAAUGAGAAAAUCCUAAAUAAAAAACUAUAAUAAAUAAUUAAAUUUCAAUUUA